This is a messenger RNA of Penicillium brevicompactum, 996 nucleotides long. Its product is annotated as NAD(P)-dependent alcohol dehydrogenase. Gene Ontology annotation, molecular function: alcohol dehydrogenase (NADP+) activity; zinc ion binding. The coding region runs from base 1 to 996 and encodes 331 amino acids. NCBI's taxonomy places the organism in Eukaryota, Fungi, Ascomycota, Eurotiomycetes, Eurotiales, Aspergillaceae. The record is from RefSeq and is a predicted model, not a curated record. Gene Ontology annotation, biological process: alcohol metabolic process. The transcript is spliced from 4 exons.
AUGACAAUCGAAUUCACUGUGUACAAAGGCUCCAAGGAGGGAGCCAUCAAACAGGACAAGACGCAGCGAGAGGAUCUGAAAAAGGAUGAUGUGCUGGUUCGAGUAACACACUCUGGAGUGUGCGGCACGGACCUUCACUACAAAGGCGCCGACAUGGCUCUUGGCCAUGAGGGAACCGGUGUCGUAGAAGAAACUGGACCCGACGCUCAUAUCCUCAAGAAGGGUGAUCGCGUGGGAUGGGGCUAUGAGCAUGACUGCUGUGGUCAUUGCAAGCAGUGCUUGACCGGCUGGGAGACAAUGUGCAAAGAGCGCCAGAUGUACGGAGCAGCCAAUCUGGACCAGGGCUCGUUCGCCAGCCACGCCGUUUGGCGCGAGGCUUUCCUCUUCAAGGUUCCCGAGGGCAUAAGCAAUGAGGAUGCCGGUCCCUUGAUGUGUGGUGGAUCGACCGUAUUCAACGCGCUUCACGUUGCCGGCGUUCGGCCGACGGCUCGAGUUGGAAUUGUCGGCGUGGGUGGCCUGGGUCAUCUUGCCAUUCAAUUCGCUGCGCAGAUGGGCUGCCAGGUGAUCGUUUUCUCGGGAUCGAACAGCAAGGAAGAGGAAGCCAAGCAGCUCGGUGCUGCUGAGUUCUAUGCCACCAAGGGAGCCAAAGAACUUAAGGUCAAGGCGCCUAUCGACAACUUGAUUGUCACCACCAGUAGCCAACCCGACUGGCAGUUGUACCUGCAAAUCAUGAGUCCCAAUGGAGUGAUCUCGCCUCUCUCAGUGGAUUCCAAUGACCUCAAGAUCCCUUACAUGCCCGUGUUGGUCAAUGGUUUGCGUAUCCAAGGAGGCAUUGUUUCUUCACGUCAGGUCCACAGGGAUAUGCUCGAGUUUGCUGCUUUCCACAAGAUCAAGCCAGUCAAGAUGACUUUCCCCCUGACUUUGCAGGGUGUGCAAGACAGUUUGAAGACUUUGGAAGAUGGUAAAAUGCGCUACCGUGGCGUGUUGGUCGCAUAA